Molecule: messenger RNA, 1136 nt
Organism: Closterium sp. NIES-67
Lineage: Eukaryota; Viridiplantae; Streptophyta; Zygnematophyceae; Desmidiales; Closteriaceae
Source: the annotation of a GenBank genome assembly
AUCCGUUCGGUCCGUCUAAUUCUACCGCGCUUCUUGCUCCUCGGCUUUCCACCCGGCCUCUCCGUCAGUUUCCAGCGCCACUUUCCUCCCAGCAGCUCGCACCUAACCGUGCAUCUCCGGCUACAGGCUGGUACACGGUCUGUAGCCUGAGCAUAUGUUAGGUACUAGCAUUGCUCCAUAUUCAUUCCGCCAUCCAUGGACAACGCCAGCUUUGCAGCAUCUCCCGCCGCACCUCCCGCCGCAUCUUCCGCCGCAUCUUCCGCCGCAAUUGCCGCCAGUCUGAACCAGCCCGUAGAAAGCGCGCUGUACCUCUGGGGGUUUAAUCUCCGCGGGCAGACCAGCCACCGCGCGGGGCUGCGGGGGGAUCCGCGCACGUGGCGCUGCCAGCGCGCGCCGCUGCGCAUAGCGGGGGAGAAGUUCCGCGCGCGGGACGGGCGGCCCGUCGCGCUCGCCAGCGUGGCGUGCGGGCUGGAGCACAGCGCGGCGGUGGGGAUCGAUGGAAGCCUGUUUACAUGGGGGUCGAACGAGUAUGGGCAGCUGGGAGACGGCACUGAGCAGAGCAGAAGGGAACCCGUGAGAGUAGCAGCGCUGGCAGAAGCAGGGGAGGAGGUGACUGCAGUGGCGUGUGGCGCGCAGUGCACUGCCGCCAUCACCAGGCGGAGGGGGGAGGGGCGGGGGAGGGGGAGGGGGACGGGGAAGAGGGGAGGGGACGAGGUGGAGAAGGGGGGGAAUGGGGAGGAGGAUGCGGAGGAGGGGCGACUGUGGGUGUGGGGUCAGAACCAGAAUUCCAACCUCCCUCGCCUCAUGCGAGGAGCCUUCCCUCCCAAAACGGUGGUUGUUCAGGUGUCUUGUGGCGAUUCCCACGCUGCUGCUGUUUCCAAAACCGGCUUACUGCAGACAUGGGGCUACAACGAGCAUGGGCAGCUGGGGAUCGGCAGGGCGUGCGACGGGCUACAGAAGCCACACCUGGUGACCUCCUUCCAGCGAUUCUUAGAUGAUCCGCCCUUGGCCUGCCCUGAUGAGAUCCGCACUGUUGCGGUAGCGUGUGGCGGGUUCCACACCGCUGCUGUUGAUGAUAAAGGGGAGAUGUGAGUGGUAUGGGGGGUGUGAGUCAGAGAUGCGCUUUAAGGGCUGUG